AUGCAGGCUUUGCCAGUGGCCGUGAGUGGGUCCUGGGAGAGGCUCGGUCCUCUAUCCCUGCCCGGGCGCCCAUGCGAUCGCGCUGGCCCCGCAAGGUUCGGGCGCCCUGGGACUGCUUGGCCUGUGGUGGCCCUUUUUGCAGCCGCGGGCGCCAGGAUUUGCCGACCAGCUGGAGCCAAGCGUCCAUGCACCCAGCUGCGUGCUCGGAAUGAUCCCUGGUUCGCCACCGUGAAAACGACGGAACUGGAAGAAGCUUUGCGAAGCCUCGGCUUCGACGAUUUUCCCAAAGUGCAAAGAAGAAAUCACUUGACCCAAUGGAUUCAGAAGCUGCGCAUCCCCUACGAGUUGGUGGAAGGGGCCUUGAAGGAAGUGCGCAUGAAUCGGAAGGCUGAGGCGAGGAAGAAGGCCAAACAGGCAGCCAACGCCAAGAGGGAGGAGGAGAAGCGAGCCAAGGAGCAACGAUCCAAGCAGAAAAAGUUCAGGGGCCAAAGUCGAAGAGGGGGCUUGUUCCAGUUCACGGAGGGUCAGCUUCGGAGCGUGCUGAACCUCUGCGGCGUGCAGGGGACUAGCCAGUGGCCCAAGGAGGACCUGGUCAAGAAAUUGGAGCGCCUGAAGAUUCACGUGGCAGAUGUGGAGGAGGUGAUGGCAGAGGUUGAGGAUCCCGGCUUCUCAAGGAGGUCCCGUAGAUCAAGGAGGUCUAGGCCAAGGUCUCGCGCGGAGCGGGAGUUCUACAACUCCGGCAUUGAUGACCAGCAGGUCAGAGAGUUUCUGCGAGAGGAGUACGAAGACUGGGACGACCGAUAUGACAGCGUCGACGACUACUAUCGGUACACCAUGGAUGAUGAGCCCUGGGAAUCUGUGCCGUGGGAUUUCGAUGACUUUCUCGAGGAGGACCCAUACGAGAGACAGCGCGGCCGGGACUACUCGAAUGCGGACUCGACUGCCGACCCCUGGGCUUCGGGCAGCUGGACGUACUCCUCCUCCGGCUACGGGUUUCGCUACGGGCCGGGACCGGCUUCCAGCUCAAGUCCGAAGGGCACGCCAGAGGAGACAAUGAUCCAGGCAAUCCAAGAAGGGUGGAAAGUCGACAGCCUCUCCCGGAUUCAGGCCUGUCAGCUGCUGGGGCUUUCGCACUCGCACUCCCUCACGGAGGUGCGAAGGGUUAGGAGGGAGAUGGCGCUUCGAUGGCACCCGGACAAGAACCCAGGCAACGCCAAUGCAGCUGUUGCCUUUCAGCUGGUCAUGGCUGCCGCCGGUGGUGCUGGCACCAUGGAAGCCCAGUUCCUCAAUGCGUCUGGUGAACCCGCCAUUUGGUGCGAGCUGGAGGAGGAGCAGGCGCCUCGCAGAGUCGAUGAGAGCUUCAGAAGCGGAGCGCUCGACAAGCACAGGCAUGGACCGCAGAACGUGACGAAGAAACGGUCCUGGCGCCGAUCAGUGCAUCGAUUUUUGGCCCUUUUCGGGCGUCGCAAAGGUGACUAA
Effrenium voratum is the source of this 1479-nucleotide messenger RNA. The record is from the annotation of a GenBank genome assembly. NCBI's taxonomy places the organism in Eukaryota, Dinophyceae, Suessiales, Symbiodiniaceae.